Sipha flava (yellow sugarcane aphid) is the source of this 1147-nucleotide messenger RNA. RefSeq names its product interaptin-like. Bases 21 to 1127 code for a protein of 368 amino acids. The transcript has 8 exons. NCBI's taxonomy places the organism in Eukaryota, Metazoa, Arthropoda, Insecta, Hemiptera, Aphididae. The record is from RefSeq and is a predicted model, not a curated record.
GUGAAAUCAAAGAUCAUACAAUGCAAGAUUACACUAAAACAAAAAUCUGUGGAAAUACUGUGAGAAAUGAAAAUAUGUCAAGAAAACCCAUAACAGAUAUGAAUGCGAUAAAACGAUGGAAUCAGAUUUUGUCCAAGACGAAGAUUUUCGGAUGUAAUCGAGCAACUUCUACGAGAGAUACCACUGUAAUUCCGAAAUGUGCAAAAAUUGUUGGUGAUAUAUCACCGAUGAGAAAUACACAAAAUCAAAAAAAAAAAAUUAAAAAUUUAAGAGUUGAAACUGCUGAACAAGUUGUUAAUAGACAUGUGAAAUAUAAACGAAAUACUGAUGAUACGGUAGAAAAUUCGCAAGUUACAUCAACUACCAAAAAAAGUGAUUCCACGAAUGAUGAAAUGAAAAAGUUGGACUUUGAUGUAGAACUAACGAAUGAACAAUUGAAAACAGUCAAGAAUGAGUGGUCAAACGAAAAAUAUAAAAGUCAAACCAUGGAGAUGGAAAAUGAUAAUGAAUUAUCCUAUAAAGAAAAACUGGAUGAAGUUUUAACUGAAAAAUGUCACCUUCUACAACGUUUGAAGGAGUGUGAAAUGUUGCUAGAGAAUGCAAAUAAAAAAAUGAUUUCUAUAUCAAACAAAUCUGAUCGAAUGGUGGACAAACAGAUAGAAAAAUUUAAUACAAUUAAUGAAGAACGGCUUAAUGAAUGGAAUGAAUAUCAAAAAAAAUUGGAAAACCAAAACACUGAAUAUCAAAAAGCACUGUGCCGAAAAGAACAGUUCAUCAAGCACCUAGAAUUUAAUAUUGACUCCUUAACGCAAGAUUUGGAGAAUAAUAAAAUACACGUUAAAUGCACUAAAUCAAAUUUGCAUGAAUCGAAUGAAUUAGAAGCGUGUAAAAAUAAAUUAGAAACACUUGCUAACAUAGUAGCAAAUAUGACGUGUAAGUUUGCAACAGCUGAAUCAUCAUAUCAACAUGAAAUCACAGAAAUGAGGUAUACGAUUCAAGAAAAAGAUAAAUUAAUAGAUUCAUUAAAACUUAAGCUAAUUCAUCAGCCAGAUACGACGUACAACUUGAUGAGCAAUUCAACAGCCGAAGUUGACGAAGGUUUAUUAUACGAUUACAAUUGUAAAUAGUGAAAAAGAAGAAAAAAAAA